Messenger RNA from Dromaius novaehollandiae (emu), 2326 nucleotides. It is a transcript of the gene TAF1B, whose product is annotated as TATA-box binding protein associated factor, RNA polymerase I subunit B. The record is from RefSeq and is a predicted model, not a curated record. The transcript is spliced from 15 exons. The coding region runs from base 107 to 1846 and encodes 579 amino acids. Gene Ontology annotation, molecular function: RNA polymerase I core promoter sequence-specific DNA binding. NCBI's taxonomy places the organism in Eukaryota, Metazoa, Chordata, Aves, Casuariiformes, Dromaiidae. Gene Ontology annotation, cellular component: RNA polymerase transcription factor SL1 complex; RNA polymerase I core factor complex. Gene Ontology annotation, biological process: RNA polymerase I preinitiation complex assembly; nucleolar large rRNA transcription by RNA polymerase I.
GGCGGGGCCGGAACGCGAGUGCGAGAGCUGCUGUUUCCGGGGGCGGCCCGCGGCGCGGCGCCCGGCGGCGUUGCCAUGGUGGAGGCCGCGGGGCGGCGGUGCUGGCAUGGAGGAGGCCGCGGAAGAUUAUCAUGAACGCUGUGUACAGUGUUCAGAAGUAAACUGGGGUCUCACUGAUGGAGGCAGAUUUUAUUGCAGAACUUGCCACAAUGUUAUAGAGAGAACUAGAGAAGUUGUAAAUACUGAUGUUAUUUCUAACACAAGAGUCCAGACGAUCUCCAGAGGUUUAAGAAAGCAGGAAAAAACUGAUGAAGGCUGGGAAUGGUAUGUUUGUGAAGGCUUUCAGUUUGUACUCAAGAAACAAGCAGAAGCUUUGGAAGCGUUAGGAAUAUGUCCGCAAAUGAAGGAUGAAAUUCUGUGCAAUUUUUGGAGGCGUUACCUUCAGAAGAGCCAACAAGCAUACUGUAACAGACCAGCUGGGGAAGCUAUCAAAGUACUAUCAGGAUGUGAUAGCAGUACAGAUGUGGAUAGUGAACCAGAGAGACCCAGCCUUCUGCACUUGUUAUCUUUCUCUGAAAGUGAUGGGGAUCUACUGACUGAUUGCAGCUUUGGCUCAUCGAUUGGCAAAGUCUCAGAAAGCACCUCUGUCUGCUCUGGAUCGGUAGAUGGUAGCUUGCAUUUAAUGAAGAACCAAAAGGACAAACUGAGGAUGUCAAUGCCAAUGACCCUUUCAUUUUGUUACAUGGCAUUACUCUGGCUGAGAGAACCAAUGACAUUAUCUGAUCUCUUAAGGUUUGUUGUUGAAGGUCAUAUUCCAUAUUUGAAUGUUUUUCAGUGUUUUCCAGAGAAGAUGAAAUUAUAUGGACUUGAUCUGAAGAUCUUUUGUGUAGAGUCAUGGCCUGUAUAUGAAGAAGUGUAUGACAAAAUGCUUCAACUUGCUGCAUUUUUAGAGCUGCCUCGUUUUCCAGAUAUAACAGACAGUUGCUUUCUUCAUCCAGAUAUGUUGUGCAUGAAGUACUUGAUGGAAGCUAACUUACCUGAUGAAUUACACAAUUGGACUUGUCGAGUGGUGAAAAAGAUCCGUAUAGGAGAAGCAGAUUUCCUGACUUUUGCUCCUGGAAAUAAGUCAACAAGGAAAGUGAAAUAUGAUGUUCUUGCUGCAGCAGUUAUUGUAGUGGUGCUCAAAUUACUGUUUUUACUAAAUGAUCACUAUGAAUGGCUACUGUCAGACUUUGCUGAAGAAAGAAAUAAAAACAACAAAGAAGAUGGUCUGUAUUUUGAGUUCAGAAAAUGGUGCAAGAUUAUAAAAGGUUCCUUGGAUGUGGAGCAAAAGAAAUUGGACGAAGAAAGAGCCAAGUAUCUGUGGAGAUGUGAAAAGCCACUGUUUUACUCAGCCAAGAAGAAAUCUAAAGUUCUUAAGAGAAGGCAAAUUGUUGUGAACUUACAAAAUCAGUUUGGCAAGCUGUCUGGUUCAGUGCAACCUGCUGAAAAGCCACAUCCUUCAAGUUUUCAGUUAAACUGGUCUGAAGAAAACACAGAUGGGAGUUGUUUUCAUGGGCAUAGCCUGAAGGGAAUUUUGCAAGAAAAAUGUGGCUUACUUACAGCCAUGAACCCUGACUAUUGGCUGUGUACAGUUAAACUAUGUACUGAGAAGUUGUGUGGUCAUCUGGCUCAUUACAGAGACUUGGACUUUCCCCAGAGUUAUCAUUUUGUACUAAGGUUAUUCUCCUUUCUUCUGAGGAUACAGCCUUCUUAUAUCCACGAAGAAGUGUGUAUGAUAGAACACAAACUUUUUAAUAAAAAGCUCUAUAAAAAGCCAAAAUACAGCCCAGGCCAAAGGAAGUAGAAAGGCCUAAAAAUAGUAGUAUUCCGACUGUGUAAAUUAGGAGUUGAUUCCAUCCCAAACCAUGACAUCGCAUCUAAACUUAUCCUGAUCUUUUUGCCUGCAUAGAAAUCUGAUAAUGUAGUAUAGUGCUGAGAUUUACUACUGCACUUUAGUGGUGGUGCCAUUUAUCUAUAAUUUAAAGUCACCAGUUUGCAAAUGGAAAGUUUCCUAAGGAAACUGUUUACCAAAAUUUACUUCCUCAUCUUAGAUCAGAGCCAACAGGAAGCUAUGAAAUUAGCAUUUUUGGCAUAACUGUACAUACUUUGAGUAUACUGGACAGCACAUUAGCAUCUAAUUACAUUGUAAGAUCUUGCAAGUAAAAUGCUCUCUAUUUUGUUACCUGCUGUUGUAUGACAGCAAAUACAUUUCUAGAAAGUAAUAUUUACUUUUCUUUGAAAUAGUGUAUUACUAAAUAAAAGGAACAGAUGGUUGAUGUUUUCA